CACUUCAUUUAGGACGUCUCCUCCUCCUGACCACAGCGUACAGAGCUUGACGGGAGCUUUUUUGUUUGGGCAACGACAAGUAAGUUGUGGUUGCAGAGCGGUGGUGCUUUACUUUCUAUCAGUAACGUUACAUGCAUGAACAUAGCUCGACAAGUCCUGAAUUGCUCCAAGUUUGCAUUUCAUUCAUCUACGAUAUACUGCAGGAGAAGGUUUUGUACUUCACAGCAAAUAAUGACAUCCAGACACACACACUCCAAAAGAAUCCAGGGACUGGACAAGAAUGUCUGGGUGGCGUUUACGUCAGUGGCAGCAGACCCAUCCAUUGUUAACCUGGGCCAAGGCUAUCCAGACAUCCCUCCCCCUUCUUAUGUCAAGGAGGCACUAGCAGAGGCUGCAUCAGUGGACAGGAUGAACCAGUACACCAGAGGCUUUGGUCAUCCAUCUUUGGUAAAGGCCCUUUCUCAGGUUUAUGGGAAGGUCUAUGGGCGCCAGAUUGACCCCUUCAAAGAAAUCCUGGUCACAGUAGGAGGAUAUGGUUCCUUAUUCAGCACCAUGCAAGGACUGGUGGAAGAGGGAGAUGAGGUCAUUAUAAUAGAACCUUUCUUUGAUUGUUACGUACCAAUGGUGCGCAUGGCAGGGGCCAAGCCUGUGUUAAUACCGUUACGCCUUAAGUCUGGAAAUAUGACAAUCACCAGUGCCAACUGGUUUCUCGACCCAGAUGAGCUUUCCAGUAAAUUCAACUCUAAGACAAAGGCCAUUAUCAUCAACACACCCAACAAUCCCAUUGGGAAGGUUUUCUCCAGAGAUGAGCUGCAGAUGAUUGCCGACCUCUGUAUUAAACAUGACACACUGUGCUUCAGUGAUGAGGUUUAUGAGUGGCUUGUCUACAGAGGACACCAACACAUCAAAAUUGCCACUCUGCCUGGAAUGUGGGAUAGGACAAUCACUAUCGGCAGUGCAGGGAAAACAUUUAGUGUUACUGGAUGGAAGCUUGGUUGGUCUAUUGGACCUGAGCACUUGAUAAAGCAUCUUCAGACCGUCAUGCAGAAUACUCUGUACACCUGCCCAACACCUUUACAGGAGGCUGUGGCGCAAGGUUUGCUGCGAAACGUUGAGCUGAUGGAUCAGCCCGAGUGCUACUUCUCCUCCCUGGCAGAAGAACUCGAGGGCAAGAGGGACAGAAUGGCUGCCAUCCUGCAAGAGGCUGGAAUGACUCCCGUCAUUCCAGAGGGAGGCUACUUCAUGCUUGCGGACGUCACAUCUCUCAAUCAGGACCUGUCACAUAUGGUUGGGGAUGAUGCUUACGACUACAAGUUUGUGCAGUGGAUGAUUAAAGAAAAGAAAUUGGCAGCCAUUCCAGUCACAGCAUUUGUUGGAGAUGAGUCCAAGAAGCAGUUUGAGAAAUAUAUUCGCCUUUGCUUCAUAAAGCAAGAUAGUACUCUAGACGCAGCAGAGACCAUCUUGAAAAACUGGAAGAAGAUGUAAAGGGAUGCAGUGUCUGAAGAGUUGAGCACGAUUUCAGGGAGGAGCAACAACUCUUGAUUACUAUAGGACAGCUGAAGAUGUAACAUGGGAGAGGGAGGGGGGUAUGGCGUGCUGCAAAGGGCUGCAGGUGGGAGCUGAAUCUGUGGCCCCUGUGACAAGGACUGAGCAUUUGUAUAUGGGGUGCACGGUCUACACGGUUAACCAUCCAGGCGCUCCAAGGCAAUGCGAUUUGACUGUAAAAUAGCACACUAAAAACCGUUAAAAUGUAGGUACGCCCUAAUUGAUCAGCUGCCGAUUGUUAUCAGCUGAUAUUCAGUACGCAAUCAGGAGAUCGGCAAUAAUGCUUAGCAUUUUUUUAUUUAGUAUGUAGAUAGGUGCACCUAAUGUGGAACCAAAGUGGACAAGCACAAAUUCCAAUCAGACAAUUAUAUUAAUUGCAAUUAAUUGCCAUUAGCAACAUGUACUGAGGUUAGCACAGCAUGAGGGUUGCUGAGCUAGUCAGUCCCACUGAAGGAUGAAACCGCUGUAAGACCUGGCUGCAGUUUCCUGGUCUGAUUACAACCCUGUGUUGGCAGCGCCACACUCUUGUAGUGAAUGGAAACACAUUCAUCGCACUAAUGCACAUUGUACUCU
Molecule: messenger RNA, 2118 nt
Organism: Etheostoma cragini (Arkansas darter)
Lineage: Eukaryota; Metazoa; Chordata; Actinopteri; Perciformes; Percidae
Product: kynurenine--oxoglutarate transaminase 3-like
Exons: 14
Coding region: 136-1485 (449 amino acids)
Biological process (GO): biosynthetic process
Cellular component (GO): mitochondrion; cytoplasm
Molecular function (GO): L-kynurenine:2-oxoglutarate transaminase activity; pyridoxal phosphate binding
Source: RefSeq, a predicted model, not a curated record